This is a messenger RNA of Daphnia pulicaria, 1819 nucleotides long. RefSeq names its product lysine-specific demethylase 9-like. The record is from RefSeq and is a predicted model, not a curated record. NCBI's taxonomy places the organism in Eukaryota, Metazoa, Arthropoda, Branchiopoda, Diplostraca, Daphniidae. The transcript is spliced from 4 exons. The coding region runs from base 127 to 1707 and encodes 526 amino acids.
CUGCCGACUGAAACUUCAUUCAGUCGAUGUACAGGUAUCGGAUCCAAUAGUCGCGCACGCUCAGCAGUAUUUUAAAGUUCGGUUCAACCUGUACUUAGAUCAGCUUGACACAUUGCUCUUUUCAUCAUGGCCGGAGUAUUACUUCUACUAGUUUCUUUCCUCGGAACGACAGCAGCACAACAAAGAUUUGACUCGAUGGGACACCCGUUGUUUGAAGUGGUGACACCCCUUUUCCAAUCAAAUUCACGUCCAUUACUACUGCCUGUUGAUCAGCAUCGUGUAGAUUCCAGUGGUAUACCAGUCAAACAAAUUCCUGUUGAUCCACAUCAGCUUCCACUUCCACCGCCGUCUUCUAUGCCGCCGUCACCUUCAUUACUAUCGCAACCACAGCAGCCUCCGCCCUCUUCUAUGCGGCCGUCGUCUUCAAUACUACCACAGCCACAACAGCUUGCGCCUUCUUUACUAGUACAACCACAGCAGCCCCCGCCUUCUUUACUAGUACAACCACAGCAGCCUCCGCCAUCGCAACAGAUUCUUUCGCCACCUCCUCCGGUGCAAUUGGCUUCGGCUAGACAGUCUGCUGAAUUCGAUGGAUUACCGCAUCCAUCGUUCCCAUCUCCUCCACUUCAAAGGCAACCACAAUCUUCGCCACCAGUGAUGACGGUUCCAGUUACUAGUCGAUUAGGUAUUCUAAACCAGGAUCGAAUUCGCGUCGAGGGAUUUCAGCCAAUCGAACGAAGAUUUACAACUACUAAAAGGAGGCGCUCACUGCAGAUUGCGGGUGACUGGAGUUCAUUCACGAAGGAUGAAGGAUUUUUGCCAGCGGAUGCUUCAAGCAAGUUAGAUGGAAGAUAUUUGCUGGUGGAUGCUUCAAACAAGUUAUCUGACGUAGAGGCUUUUGACCAAAUCGAUCCUCCUGUCAAUAACGAUGUUGUUCAUGAAGGCAGUGGGGAUUCCCGAAAUCUUCCGUUAAUUGAUUACAAUUCUUCAACAAAUCUUUAUCCUGAGUCAGGUUAUCAAGAAUCGGCCACACAACCGAAAAGCCCAAAUGGACUUUCGAAAUUGCAAGAUACAAUUUUUCGGAUGCAGCAAGAGGAAGAGGAGGAGAGGAGUAAUAGUAUUCAAGAAGAAGGUUCUGCUCUCGGCGAAUUCACAGAUGUGGCGGAUAGGAAAAUGGAAUCACCUUCAUUCAGAUCUUUCAACUUUCCAUCGGAAGCAACUGAAGAAGAAACCAGGGAGCCUGACAACGAGUUGGAAAUCACAUCAGAGCUGCCGAUAUCCACUUCUACAAACGCCUUGAACGUCAAUUUGAAUCUCACAACAAUGGUGCCCAAAAAUACUUCAACUUGGGUUACGGAUGGACCAUUUGUCCCGUCGCCAGCUACCCAAAGUCCCAGCUCUGAUCGUUCUGUUAGAAACAGCAGACUGUCGCUUAUAGUCAGGGAAUACGCAGGAUUGAUAGUAGGAUGUAUUUUAGGCAUACCAGCUAUUGUGGUCCUAUGUUAUUUCAUUAAUUUGAAACGUUUGAAACGGUAUACUGGGACGCUCGAUGUGUCUCCACGCCAAGCGAUCUGCAAUCAUAAGAAAUCGGAAAGCCGCCAGACGAUUUGCUCAGAGGAAAAUGAAUUGGCGUGUUCGCCUUCCACAUGUGCCUCGAAGACUCCUCAACCUCCUCCUUUCCCAAGUUGUAAGAAAUUUGAUCAUUAAUUGUAGUUUCGUAUGUACAGCUUUAUUAAUAUCUUAUUUGCUAGUUUCUUGUUGGGUUCUUUGUAUAAUUUAUCUAAUGAUAUACACAGCAUGAGGAUAGUAUCCAUUCAAA